Messenger RNA from Cutaneotrichosporon oleaginosum, 2030 nucleotides. RefSeq lists its product as uncharacterized. Lineage: Eukaryota; Fungi; Basidiomycota; Tremellomycetes; Trichosporonales; Trichosporonaceae. Gene Ontology annotation, cellular component: cytoplasm. Gene Ontology annotation, molecular function: phosphoprotein phosphatase activity. The record is from RefSeq and is a predicted model, not a curated record.
UCCCACAUCACAUAUCUGCAGUCCCGGGAGACAGGGCUGUUUCGCCAUGCCCCAGCUUCCGCUCGACUCGCGCUAUCAUAGAAGACGUACGGCUGGCUACAUCAAGUCUCUGACUCCUUAUCUCGGUGCAUUCAUUUUCUUUACAAUCGGCCUCGUGAGCUACUCGCUUCUCUCACAACUCUACUCUCCAGCAACCAUUGAUCGGUUGGGGUGGCAGGAAUGGGAUACAAUAGAAUUUGAGCUACAUGCUCAAGAACAAGCAUCGACCGGGAAUGGUACCCACGCUGAAGUAGGGUUACCGCUGGGCGUCUGGGAUCCACUUGCUAAACACUCCACAGGCAUCACCGAGCUUGCUGUCGUGACGUGCAUUCUCUCGCCCAAGAUCUUCACCUUCUGUCAACCCAAGACAACCCCUGCGGAGGACAAGGCUAAAGGUCAAUGGGUGCUGGUAAACAACGACCUCAACCACCGCACCAGCGUGACCUUUCUCUACCUUUACUAUCGGCGCACGCGUCGGCUCGACGUAGCUCUUGUUACAGACCUGCAGAUUGUGGCCGACCCGCCGCCGGCCGAGCUCCUCGCUGAUGGUUGGGUCCAAGCACAUGGAAGCCUGCACACAGAUGUGUUCCUAAAGCCCAAGCUUCGUCUCCUGUACAAGACUGGGCCAGGAGAACACGUUACCGAAGUGAUGCCGCACUUUGGCGACGGGCCCCCGUUCUUUGGGUUUCAGCGCGCGCGCGGCGGGAAAGUGGUGGAGGCCAAGGCUGGACAGUGGGACAGCGUCGAUGUUGUGUACCGCAAGGGCAACCCAGUUGCGCCGGCGGCGGAACCCCUCACCUUUCGCGAGGAUGGCAGCUUCAAGAUUCUUCAGAUUGCCGACCUGCAUUUCUCUGUGGGCGAGGGCGAUUGUCGGGACACGGACAAGAGCCCGUGUGCUGGAUACUCGGAUACCGUAACGUGGCUGGCCGAGGCGCUCGAUACCGAGAAGCCCGAUAUGGUCGUAUUCUCGGGAGACCAGCUUAACGGACAAAAGACGAGUUACGACUCCCUCAGCGUGCUCGCCAAGUUUGCUGCCCCAGUGAUUGAACGUAAGAUUCCCUGGGCAGCAGUGUUCGGCAACCACGACAGCGAGAUCUCUGACGACCGCGACAUGCAAAUGCGUGCUUUGGCCAGCAUGCCAUACAGUCUCGCCCGGCCCGGCCCGGCCGAUAUAGCGGGCGUGGGCAACUAUGACCUUCGCAUUCGGUCGCCCGACGCUUCCCGGACGCACAUCUUCACGUUGUACUUCCUCGACUCUGGGGCGUACCAGAAGAGCGUGUUGCCCUUUGUCCACGCACCAUACGACUACAUCCGCGAGUCGCAGAUCGAGUGGUUCAAGCAAACGUCGGCCAGCGUCGACGCGAUCGAGCGACCUUUCCGUCCUGAUGGCGCCAACGAUCUCGAUAAGAUCUGGAAGCGGCGCAUGGACUGGGGUCGACGGCAGUCGAAUCUGGCCAAGCCAAACGCCAUGAUGUGGUUCCACAUCCCUCUGCCAGAGGCGUAUGACCUGGCAGACGUGGGGGAAAACGGAACGCUCGAGGUCGGCACAUCUGACGCGCCCGACAAGAAGGGGGCGAGCAGCUUGACCCAGGGUGGCUUCUUCGCCAAAGGCGUGCAAGAGAUGCUCGAGGGAGGGGGUGAGCGCCGCACCGAAGUCAAGGUUCUUAGUCACGGGCAUGUGCAUAACACAGACCGCUGUCGACGCGUGCACGGCGUCUGGACAUGCUUUAAUGGCGGCUCGUCCUACGCCGGGUACGGCAAGGUUGGCUUUGAACGGCGUGUACGAAUUUACAAUGUCUCCGAUUGGGGCGAGACCAUCAGCACUUACAAGCGAUUGGCGAGCGGUGAGACUAUCGAUCAGCAGGUCCUGGUGGGUGAAGGCGCACCAACAGGGUGGGGUCAGAGUGGGUGAACAGGUGAGGAUUUAUGCAACUAGACCAAUAGACACUGUACACGGUUGUAGCAUUGAGGAUGCAGAGCGCCAUGCCAUC